AUUAUUAUUGUUGCUUACACACAUGCAUUAUCACAUUAUCAUUUUAUAAACGCGCAACAGUCAACGAGUUAUUUCCAAAGAUACACUUUACAUUUUUUUUUUUUAUUUUUUUUUAUUUUGUUUUAUUAUAUUUAUGAUUUCGUAUAUAUUAUUUUCACUGCAAAAAAAAUUAUAAUAUUUGACAAUCAAAGAAAAUCAUAGUUCAAUCCUUUUUUUUCUCAAUUAAAAUGAUUAAAUUAAAAAUUUAAUAUUUACAUAAUUACAGUUUCAAUUUAAAUAUAUGUCAGUUUGUUAAUUAAUAAUUGAAAUAUACCUAUACCUAUAUUAAAAAAAUGGAGGUGAAAAUUGACAAUGAAGCGCAAGUCUGUAGACUUUGUGGACAAUUUGAGAGUAUCUACAUUGAUGUUUUUGGUGAUGAAGGAUCAAAGAGACUUCUUGGUCUUAAAAUUCAAUCAAAAAUAAAUAUUUUGAUUGAUGAAACGGAUCCUUUGCCAAAGACGAUCUGCGUACAGUGUCUUGGAAAACUCGAAUUUGUAUGUGACUUUCAAGAGGAGUGUCUACGUACUCAACGUUUAUUACGUAAUCGUUAUGAUCUUCCACCACUGCCAGAUAUUGAAAAUGAUAUUAAAUUGGAAAUACAAACAUCAUCAACUCAAUCAUCACCCAGUACAUCAACAAACAACAAUAACAACAACACCACCAACAAUAACAACAAUAACAACAAUAAUAAUAAUAAUGAAAAUAAAAAUCAUAAUUCAACAGCUGAUAUUGAAAAUGUUGAUCCAUCAAUUGAAGAUACAACAAUUGUACAAACAAAUACUGAAACAAUACGUCCAAAACGUAUUAUUAAAACUCCAACUAGAAAUAAAUGUCAAAUAAAAGAUAACAAUAAUAAUAAAGAUAAUAAAGAUAAAAAUAUAUUAACAAUUGAAACACCAGAGUUAACAAAAAGAUGGCUAAGAAGUCGUAAUACAACUGACACAUCAACACCAAAAUUAAAACAACAACAACAAAAAACAUCAUCAUCAUCAUCAUCUGCAAAAAAAAUAAAACUACAAACAAAUGAAUCAACACCAUCAACAUCAAAUACAAAUAAUGUAUCAAUUGUAACACGUUUACGUAGUUCAAGUCAAAAUCAACAACAAAAACUAAAUAUAUCAUUAAAUAAUAAUAAUAAAAAAUCAAAUAAAUCACAAGAUGAUAAAGAAAAACGUACAUUACAAAUUCCAACAUCAGCAUUAGAUAAAGUUAUAACAGCAGUAUCAACAUCAACAGACGUCAAAGUAUCAGUUAAAGAAACAACAAAAAAUAAUAAAAAUAAUAGCAGCAAUAAUAAUAAUAAUAAUAAUAAUGAAGAUAUUAGUUUUACACUUGAAUUAAAAAAAAAAGAAAAAAUAAAUGAUACAUCAUUGACAGUAUUGGCAAAAGUAUUUCCUGAUCAAAAUUCAUCACUUGUUGAUUCUGAAAUAAUUGAUUUACUUGAUGAUAAUUCACAUAUAAAUAAGCUAAUAAAUACAGUACAAUCAAAAACAAAAACAACAACAACAACAACAACAACAUCAUGUAAAAAUAGAAAAAAUAUAUCAUCAUCAAUUGAUGAUGAUUCAGUUGAUGAUUUAGAAUUACGUUUAGCACAAAUAACUGAAGGUAUUGGUUUUGAUAAUGAUGGUAAUUUAUCACGUAAUCCAGAAGAAUUAUAUCGUAUUGAUGGUGAAGAAAUACGUGUUGAUGAUAAUGUUGAUAUAAUAACAACAGCUGAUGGACCAACUGGUUAUUCAUGUAAGCUAUGUAAAAAAUUAUAUGAAAGACGUGAUAAAUGUACAGUGCAUGUUAAAACACAUUUAGGAAUAAAACAAUAUGCAUGUACAUUAUGUACAGCAAAAUUUGUAUGUAAAUCAGAUGUUAUGAAACAUAUUAGAUGUUCACAUACAAAUCCACGUCCAAUGCAAUGUCCAAAAUGUCCAAAACGUUUUAGAUCAAAAUUUGAUUUAACUGAACAUGAUAAUAUACAUAAAGGUAUUAAACCAUAUAGAUGUAAUGAUUGUGGACAAAGUUAUCAUCAUAAAGUAUCAUUACAAAUGCAUGUUAAAUCACAUUUACCACCCCAAAAUUUAGCAUGUGAAUAUUGUGGUAAAGUAUUUCCAUUUCGUACAAGAUUAUUAUCACAUAUUGCAAGUGUACAUUUAAAAAAUCGUCGUAAUUUUCGUUGUAGAUUUUGUUAUAAUUUAUAUUCAAGUUUAAAUGUAUUAAAUGAUCAUAUUAAAACACGUCAUGCAACAACAUAUACAUGUGAUAUAUGUUCAAAAACAUUUAAAGUAUCAUCAAAAUAUAAAGCACAUGUAUUACAACAUACUAAUCCAAAACCAUAUGCAUGUAAAAUAUGUAAUAAUCGUUAUGCAUCAAAAGCAUUUUUAAAUGAACAUUUAUUAAAACAUGAAGGUUUAAGAAAACAUGUUUGUCAAAAAUGUGGUGCUAGUUUUGCACAAGCAAGUCAUCUUGCUGCACAUAGACAUGUACAUGGUGAAAAAACUCAUAUAUGUCCAGAGUGUGGAAGAAAAUUUAAUCGUCGUGAUAAUAUGAAAGUACAUAGAAAACGUCAUGCUGCUGAAACUGGAAGAAUUGUUGAUGGUUAUAAGAGUAUUAUUGAUGAUGACGAUGAUGAUGAUGAUGGUGGAUAUGAUGAUGAUGAUGAUGUUGAUGCUGAUGCUGAUGCUGAUGAGGCUAGUGACAAAUAACAUAUAUUAGUUUAUUUAAAAAAAAAAAAAUUAUAUAUGCUCAACAUUUAAUAAACAUUUUGCCUUUGACAGAGUGUCUUCCAACGUUUUUUUUUUUUUUUUUUUUAUAUAAAUUUAUAUACUUCUUGUAAUAUAAGUUAACAUGUGGCCUAAAUAAUCAUACAAAUUUUUUGAAAAGAUGAUGAUAAUAAUAAUGACAAUAUUACUGUAAAUUUUGAUUAUUAUUAUUUUCAAUUUGAUUUAGAUUAUUUAGUAAUAAAUAAAUGAUACCCAGAUGAUAUUUAUAAACACAAUGAUAAUAAAAAUGAUAUAGAUAUUUUUAAGUUAAUAUUGUUAAAAUAUAAUAUUGCGAUGAUGAUAAUGUGCCUUUUUUGCAGAGAAAUUUAUUAAUAAUGUAAAUGUAAGUUUUUUUUUUUUUUUUUAAAUUUAUAUAAAUUAAUUUUUUUUUUUUUUUUUUUUUUUUUUUUGUAUAAAAGUUGUCUUGAGACUGACGACAUUAUUCAUUGAGCAAUAAUUUCAUUCACUUUGUAAUUAUUCAUUUAUUGUUUACCAUUGUAAAUUUAAGAAUAAAAUAUAAUAAUUUUAAGAUUGAAAAAAAAAAAAAUUAUUCACAAUUUAAAAAAGAAAAAAAUUAUAAAAUUGUUAUGAUUACUGAGAAGAAAUUUCUGAUGUGGAAUGUUAUAAGACUUUUUUGAAAAAUGCUCAUUUAUUAAUUCCAUUUGUUUAUAUAUUAAUAAAAACAUCAUAUUUUUUGAGCAAAUUA
Messenger RNA from Aphidius gifuensis, 3498 nucleotides. RefSeq names its product zinc finger protein 37-like. The record is from RefSeq and is a predicted model, not a curated record. Gene Ontology annotation, cellular component: nucleus. The transcript is spliced from 3 exons. Gene Ontology annotation, biological process: regulation of transcription by RNA polymerase II. Bases 333 to 2735 code for a protein of 800 amino acids. Gene Ontology annotation, molecular function: RNA polymerase II transcription regulatory region sequence-specific DNA binding; zinc ion binding; DNA-binding transcription factor activity, RNA polymerase II-specific. Lineage: Eukaryota; Metazoa; Arthropoda; Insecta; Hymenoptera; Braconidae.